CAGUCGCAUGUGCUGUUUACGUACUCGCAAUCAGUUGGACGAUUUUGUUAGGCUGUCAAGCUCAGUAGACGAGACGCUAUGUCGGAAUUGCUAUCUCGGUUGGACAGCCACGUGGCAGGCCUGCAAGAAAUCAUCAACGCCACGCGAGAAACGGCGUGCGAUCUGUCGGUGCAGCUGCAGACAUUAACGACCAAGAAUAAGAAGCUCAAGGUCGAAAAAGCUCAGCUCGAGCAAGAAAUCGCUCACUGCAAACAGGAAAACUGUCGCUUUAGGCACCAGUUAGAGGAGCGGGAUGUGCGGAUUGCAGAGCUAGAAGCGGCGGUUUUAAGAGCGACUAGUUUAAGGGCGACUGCCUUACGAGCGAUUACCUCACCCGUUGGACACAGUAGCACCCGCCCUAACGCGCUGGCGACGACAGCACCCUCACCUGUUCCGGGAAAGCCGGCGUUAGUUAAUGGGGUAGCGUCAGCUGUGACCUGUGGAAGGGACUUGGUUCUGAUCGAUGGGGGAGGGUCAACG
Closterium sp. NIES-67 is the source of this 519-nucleotide messenger RNA. The record is from the annotation of a GenBank genome assembly. NCBI's taxonomy places the organism in Eukaryota, Viridiplantae, Streptophyta, Zygnematophyceae, Desmidiales, Closteriaceae.